GAUCACCAACACCUAGUCCUCUCUCCUGGCAUGUGGGCGGUCACACACAUACACACAGCGCCUGCUCCUGCGCUAUAAAUAUUCUCCGCGCUCGUGCUGAGACACCAGACGCGCCCUCGGGAAGCGCGUGCACCGGGAGACUCGGACUCGUUUCAGUGAGAUGGACAGUAAGGAUCCUGAGGAGAGCUCGGAGGAGGACCUGGACAGCGUGAAGGCGCUCACCGAGAAGCUGAAGCUGCAGACGCGCAGACCCUCCUACCUGGAGUGGCAGGAGCGCGUGCGCAGCGGAUCGUGGAACGGCUGCCGAAGCGCGCGCGAAGCGUCCGCAGCCGCAGAGCGCGAGCCCCGCAACGGCCCGGGAGACAUAUGCGGCUUCCGGUCCAUGGACGAUGCGCUGCAGUGGCUCCGAAAGGAACUGAGGGAGAUGCAGCUGCAGGACCAGCAGUUGGCACGUCAGCUGAUCCGAUUGCGUGGCGAGCUGCACCGCCUGAAGGUGGAGCGUGUGUGUGAUGGACACCGGGAGAUGCUGGAUGAUGCUACCCUGGAGCUGGAGGAGUGGGGCGAGGAGUGUGACCUGCUCUGUGACGUACCUCUCAAAGCCGCAUUCACCCUGUCCACACCACUUAAACACCUUGGCCUUACUAAAAUGAACCUCAACGCCCGCCGGUUCUCCCUCUGCUGAACAUCUCCAGAGUGAACGUUCUCACAAACUCCUCCGCUCAUAGGUCAUGACAAGCUUACAAAAGAGCUCAAGGGCUACAGAAUUGUCGUGAAAACAGGCAGAGUAAACAUAUUGGCUGACAUCUGUGGAGUUUGUUAGUGGGUUGAUGCUCACUGUAACCUUAUGGUAGAAAAUGCGAUGCCUUUAAUACACCCUAAAGACCUUACCACAGAGAUAUUUCAUUUCAUUUCUAAACUGGAGUGUAAAUUGAAUCACUGCCAGCUUGACGCUGCUGGGGUUUGGUUUGGAUGACCCUGACCUUUGACCUUCAGCUUCCGUUCAGUUUAAAGAUAAACAGUGGCACCCUUUUAAAAAAAAAAAAAAACCACAUACUGACUGAAAGCAAACGAGUAGUAAUAAAUGUAUUAAAAAAGGAUAAAUGGUUGCUGGAGAACACUCUUCUUAAGGAAAAAAGCCAUAAUGUCUAACAAAGCCUUAGAUUGUAGAUAGUACUGAUUUUCAAGUCAGAGUUUUGGGACUCCAGUGACCAUCAUGACUUUAACAAGUGUCAUGACGGUAAUGUCAAUUAUGUACUGUAAAUACCACUUAUGACAUGAGAGAAAGUCAGUAGAACUGAAGAAUAACAAAAGAUAAGUGGAAAAUAUAUUCAAGUUAAGGUGUAUAUGUCAAAAUAACUAUUUAUUUAUUCUUUUACGUAAAAUGUAACCAUUUUUGACUAUUGAGACAGUAUAUUACACAAGUUGAGGCCAUUUCGACUCUUUGAAGUGUUUCACCUGACACCAACUGCUUGUUACAAAAAUGUAUAUAAAAUGUAGAUGUACAGUAUGUCUUACAGUACAUAUGUUGCUUAGUAGUGCAACAGUUUAAGGUCGAGCAAAAUCUCCCAAUCUCUGACAUUUCUCUAAAAUAUCUGACUUUGAUGGAGAAGAAAUUGAAUAAAGACUAUGAAGUCAGUGAUAACAAGACUUUAAAUUCUGCCUUGUGAUUGGUCGAAUUCAUAUAGGGCUUGAUUAAUUUUCUAUAAAAGCAGCUCUGACAGUAAUGCAGCUACAUAUCACAUGUUUAUAUUAAUGUUGUUGUUCUAAUAUAUUAUUUCUGUAGGAACAGCUGUUUCACAGUGACUUUCAUAAGAUAUGUGUUAUCACUAAUGUGGUUUUCUAUAAGGCAUGUUUCCUUUAAGGAAGGAGUCUCCAGUGUCAAAGUCAGGGGUAAAGCGGUAACUUUGCAAGGUUUCAGUUUCCAAAGUGUAUAGUGUCCAGUGUUGGAUGUAACGCGUUAAAAAGUACGAAUUAACACGUUAGAGUACUCAGAUUACUUUUUUUAAUUUAACGAGUAAUCUAAUGCAAUAGGUCUGCCAUUUAAAUACUUAGUUACUUGGUUAUUUUUUUCAAAAAUGUAAUCUGUGACAGCAGUCUUUCCAAUCCAAGUGUGUGUGUGUGUGUGUGUGUGUGAACGUCGUCCUACAAGCCCCGCCCCUGAUAACCCUCUCCCCUCUGUUUAUUCCCCUAUCUCACCUAUGAUCGAAACCGUUUAGGUGAGAAAGUGGUAUUAGUAAUUAACAGAUUAUGGACCAAACUUCGCUGAUUCAUGAUGGUAGAAUAAUUAUAAAGGUCUUGACCUGAACUAAAAUGAUUCCUCCUGCAUGAGGAAUCACAAAGGAGUUUUCAUUUUCUGCUGUGGAAAGGUACUCUAACUAGUUACAUUUAUCAAAAAGUAACACAGUAAUGUAACUGAUUACUUUUUGGAGACAGUAAUUUUGUAACAUAAUUAGUUACUUUAAAAAGUAACGUCCCCCAACACUUAUAGUGUCCACAUAUUUAUAUCUGUUACAAUGUAAGUGAUAACAGGAACCUACCUGUUUACUAAGCAUUCCGCAAUAUAAACUGUAAUCGGGAUAAAAAGAUUUAAGAAAUUAGUUGAAGAAAAUAAAAAAGUAAUAAUUGGCAAAUUACAGUAAUAUGGGAGAAGGACGACAUCAUGGAUGUGUUGUAUUAUAUUAGUAAAUGAGACAUUUUUGAUUAUGCUUCAUCACUUCACUGUGUCAUUUAUUAUUUUUACAACACUGCAUCUCCCUAAGGGAAUAUUUUCAUGUACUUUAUUGUCAUCAUAAAACCUUGCAAAAUGGACCUGUGAUGACACAGUGAUGUUUUUCCUAAAGUUAUCUGAAGACUCAACCUAUUCCAGUCAAAAUGGAAGACCCGGCCAUCAUUUGCACUGAAAUGAUAAACCAACUUGGGGCAUGGAGCUGAACUCAAAUCCACUCUCCCUUUCCUCCUUAUCCUGAACUGGCUGCUUCCCAAAAUUCCUGCUUAGAAUGCCGGACACUCCAUUACACGACACCCAAAAUAACUAACAGAUAACAAAUGUAAGGAGAGACUAAUUACAGCUCAUAUACUGGACGAGGUCAAGCUGAACUGUUUAUCUUAUUUUAAAUAAAACCACAAUUGUUCUAAAAAAAUGUUAAUAAGGGGGGGCUGAAUGUGAAAGAGACUGUAUGCUUUAAAUAAACUCAUUAUGAAGCCCUAA
This is a messenger RNA of Clarias gariepinus (North African catfish), 3208 nucleotides long. RefSeq names its product family with sequence similarity 167 member B (gene fam167b). Lineage: Eukaryota; Metazoa; Chordata; Actinopteri; Siluriformes; Clariidae. Bases 161 to 682 code for a protein of 173 amino acids. The record is from RefSeq and is a predicted model, not a curated record. The transcript has 2 exons.